CACACAAAUGUACGCCCACACACACACCCACAGGUAUUUAUGUGUGAUGUCGUUAGUGGUGCAGCAGCUUACUGCAGCCUAUGAGCAGGUGUGAGAUGCAGUGAUCCACUCCACCUGAUGGAGAUUGUCUGGAGGAUAACAGCCUGGCCCCGAAACAUACUUCUUACUGUCAGAAGAGUCUGAGCUGCAAACAAACGCUGUGUGGUUUUUACUGUCAGCAGAGGAACGUCAUCUGUCCCCUUCACAAAGAGCCGCUCAACAGGAUCAAAAUAAUGUCUGGCCUGCACAAACUCCCCCUCACAGUGGCCCUCUGCCUGCUGCUCCUCGCCACACUGUUACCCAGCUCUGAGGCACGGCGUGGUGGUCGUGGUGGCUUUGGAGGUGGAGGUUUUGGCCGAAGUGGAGGCUACAGCCGAGGCUGGGGUGGUGGUGGGGCGGGCUACAGACCCGUCCAGAGCAGUGGACCCAGUGCAGGGAAAGUAGCCGGGGCAGCUGCAGCGGGCGCUGUAGGAGGAGCAAUGCUGGGAUCUGCCCUGAGCCGCCCUGGGUAUGGGUAUGGAGGAUAUGGAGGAUAUGGUGGAGGAUUUGGAGGAGGGUAUGGAGGAGGGUAUGGAGGAUAUGGAGGGGGGUAUGGCUACCCACGAUUCGGAGGUGUUGGUGGCUACGGCUCCAGGCCUGGCUACGAGCCAGAGGGCUCUGGAGAUAUGGAGUACUACACCGCAGCAUCCAGCGGCCCCAUCUACAACAGUAUAAUCGUUGUGAUCGGCUCCCUGAUUUCCCUGCUGAUGGGCCAUUGGGUGGCAGUCAUGUAGAGCUGGAGACAGAGCUGCCACCCCUAAACACACACAGGUCCAAACAAACCCUGAAUUAAAGCAACACACAGAAAACAGACUUAAAGUCUAAUGCGAUCCUUCAGUAAUGAGAAGCUGUGGCCAGUUUAUUUUCUCAACACUUCAGUGACCAUCCAUCAGGACAGGAGGAGGAAUUUGAUCUCUACAUCAUGUCAGUGUGACUCCACCAUGCUUCAGUCUGCAGGUGUACUGAUGAACAAACCAUUUCCUGUCGAAAUACAUCAGAAAUGGUUUGACCCCAAUGUGUCCCACACUCCCAUUUCUCCUUUUAAAGUCUUUUUUUAUAUACUUUGAUGAUUAUUUUUGAUCGAUAUGUUUUCUCCAGAAGGAAUCUUUGACAACACGCCAGGAAUAAAUUAGAUGUAGGUUAAGUCUACCUCAAAAGUCAUGUGAGGACCAGAGUUUAAGAGCAGCUACUUCAUAUGAUAAUGCCAUUUCUCAGUAUAUUUAGCUAUAAGUUCAUAUUUUAGACAGUUUUUUUCAUUCUGUUUCAUAUUCUGUCUGCUCUGCAAAAUAAAAAGUCUAUUAAAGUGUUACUUUUGCCAGUACAAUGCUUGCAUAUGUAAACUUAACCUGAUUAAAGCUCAUGUUUUAUGCCAAUUUGUAGAUUUUUAUGUUAUAAAAAAGUGAAACAUGCUUCCAUGUUUAAUAUUGUUAUAUAAAU
Messenger RNA from Epinephelus fuscoguttatus (brown-marbled grouper), 1515 nucleotides. RefSeq names its product shadow of prion protein 2 (gene sprn2). The transcript has 2 exons. Lineage: Eukaryota; Metazoa; Chordata; Actinopteri; Perciformes; Serranidae. Bases 273 to 812 code for a protein of 179 amino acids. The record is from RefSeq and is a predicted model, not a curated record.